UUUGUCUGUGUGAAGAUGCAGCUGUGCUUCUCUGAAGAACAUCCACGCAGCCUCUUGUAAGAGUUUGUUCCACCUAGUUUUUUUGUUUGUUUGUCUGUUUACCCUGGGAACUGUAACAUUCAAGUUUUUUUAAGAGGAUGAACAUUUACUAAAGGCUUGAAAGUCUCCCUGAGUGCAGGAUGGACCUUGAACAUUUGAUGAUUAUGCUGCUCUGUGCAGCUGCUAUGACAGUUUCUGCAGAUUUAAUGAUGAACGAGAGCAGCCAAGCCAGCAUGUGGAGCAGACAGAACCUGCCAAAGCUGCUUUUGACACAAACUAAACACUUAAGCACACCUUUGUUUAAAGGGAGGCAGGCAAAUGAAAGCAGUGGGGGGUCUGAGGUGUUUUGUGGAAUUGAGUGUCAGAGCACCUUACCACCAUUAGACCAAACCACUCAGGAGAGGAUUCUGGGAUAUGAGACUCUGCAUGAAAGUGGUACUUGCACACAUACUGAUGUCAGUCUGCAGUGGAUCAAAACGACUUUUGCACAACCAAUGACUCCCUUGCCUGCUCACACUCGCAAAAAGCGGCAAGUUUACGGGGAGGAUGGACGAUUUGUUAUCUCGGAUUCUCAGUUUAUCACCACCUACCCUUUCUCCACCGCUGUUCGCAUCUCUGCAGGUUGUUCUGGAGUCCUGGUUUCCCCAAAACAUGUGUUGACAGCAGCACAUUGCAUCCAUGAUGGUAUGGACUAUUUAGAAGGAGCCAGAAAGCUUAAAGUUGGGCUGUUAAAGCUCAAGAAAAAGAGGGGGAAAAGAAAAAGAAGAGGGGGACGACGGAGGUAUGGGAAACAUGUAGAGAGCAUGAGAGUUGAGUUGAAUGGGAAGAAUAAACACUUUGAAAAGAUCAAGAGAAGGAGGGAUGAAAGCAGAAGCCACAGAGGAAGAAAACGUGCUGGAAGGAGGGCAGCUGAUGGACCAAGGAAUAGUUUUGCAAACAGAGAAAAAGGGAACCAAAAUGGUUUUAACCGUGUGCCACGCAGUGUAGGAUCCAGAUCACGACUGCAGCCUGUUUUCCGUUGGACUCCCAUAGAAAAAAUCCACAUCCCUCAGGGGUGGAUUCACACCAACAGCUCCCCAGUUUUUGUCUUCUCUGACUAUGAUUACGCUCUCCUGGAGCUGAAACGGCCAGUCAAGCAGAAGCACAUGGAGCUUGGAGUGGCACCCUCUUCUGCAUCUCUGGGACGAAUCCACUUCUCCAGCCACGACAUCGACAAAAGCCUCCUGGACGGAUUCGGAGAGAAGAACGUGGUUUAUCGUUUUUGCUCAGUGACAAAGGAGUCGGAUGAUUUGAUAUAUCAACACUGUGAUGCUCAGCUAGGAGCCACAGGAGCAGGGAUUUACAUCCGCCUGAGACAAGAAGAGGAUGGAAAUGGAAGGAAAGCUAAGUGGCAGAGGAGGGUGAUCGGGGUGUUUUCAGGCCAUCGGUGGGUGCAGGUGGAGGAAGGUAAGAAUAGGGAUUACAAUGUGGCAGUGAGGAUUACACCUCUCAAAUAUGCCCAGAUCUGCCUCUGGAUUCAUGGAGAUUCAAGUUUUUGUCAAAAUAUUUAAACCAAGGAGAUGAAAGAAGGAAAAUAUAAACAUUUGUGGAAACGUUAAGUAAUUCUUUAUAAACUCGAGUCAACGUUGAGCAUUUAGUAAAAAGGGAAUUUUUUGUAAAACUAUAUUUCCAUUUUUUUUAUCAUGAAUGAUUUUUUUAGGUGGAUUAUCUUCUAUCCUCAUCAACAAAAGAGAAAAGUAUGUAUUAUCCCUUAAAGUACAAUAAUAGUAAUGUUGUUUGAUGUUAGAUAUGAUGGAACAUGUUUUUAUUGCAACACAUACAUUUCAUGUUCUGUACGCCAUUUGCAUGCUUGUAAAAUCUUUUCAUAUCUUCAAAAUAAAGUCUCUCUAUUGAAAAAGA
Messenger RNA from Oryzias latipes (Japanese medaka), 1938 nucleotides. RefSeq names its product inactive serine protease 35. NCBI's taxonomy places the organism in Eukaryota, Metazoa, Chordata, Actinopteri, Beloniformes, Adrianichthyidae. Gene Ontology annotation, molecular function: serine-type endopeptidase activity. Gene Ontology annotation, biological process: proteolysis. The record is from RefSeq and is a predicted model, not a curated record.